UCUCCCGUCGUCUGCAGACGAAAACCUUUCAUCGUUCCGUGUUCCAAAACUGCGAAAUUCUCGCGAGCUCUUCGUGUUACGUGCGAAACUAAUUAAUGGUUGUAGCAUUAUUCUUAGCCAAUAUUUGCCUUCGGUACGACCGUAUUUUGGCGGAUUCGUUAUCCUUCUUCGGUUUGCCGUCUUUUAUAGUGCGUGUUCCGAAUAAGUGUCCCUCGAAAUCGGGUGCAUUUCAUUGAACGUGUUCAGUGUUUACAUUUGUGGAAAGUGCUCUCAUUGUGCGAAAAACAACUCGAUCCCUUGAAGGAAAAAGUGUCCCAUUGACCUCAAUCGGGAGGCCCAAACCGCCAAAACAAGUUCUACGAUCCGAUCAGCACCUGUUAUUCAGUGAUCGACCAUUAGGAGAAAGUGAGCCUGUUGCAGAGCUGAGGAGAGAUGAUGUCUGCAAGUGGUGAGGGGGCGACACCUUCGCCGCUACCUCCGCUGGUGGGCGGAGGAGGGGGUGGAAGUGGUGCCACUAAAAGUGACACGUCGUCACGAACCGCCCCGGUGAAGAAUCCGCUGCUGAGCAUGCAGGUGACCGGGCUGACGUUGGACGACUUCGCCCACCAUGCGCUGCUGCUUCCGGCGGCCCCUCCGCCACCGCCACCCAAGGAACCGACUCCGCCGCCGCUGCUGGAAAUAAGCCGGGAGCUGGAAACAACAGACAUUAAAAAACCUGUAGUCUUCGGUGGAGCAGUUCCUGAGCUUCAGGACCCGGAUAGUUUUAGCGAAAUAGAUUUACACUCGACGGCCGACUCGCUGAGCAACGCACCGCCCUCGACUAAUGAUUACAAUCCCUUGCUGGAUCUGGAAGAUUCGGAGCAACGGGAACCUAAUUCGUACCUUCAGCAGACGUCUGCAUUGACUGCACAAUUUGCAGCCCAGCUGCCAAACGUCGCCUCUACUGUUUUCUCUACAUUUAGUCGAGUGAUAAAAGGAUCUUCGCCAGGUCCCCAGCAGGCGCCAAGUCAACCUCCAGCUGUAGAACAACCUUCAUUUACAGCUCCGAUAGCCGCUUAUGACUAUUCCCACCAAGAAGGAUACCUUCAAGAAUCGAACUCCUUCUUAGAUCAACAACAACAGCAAGGACCUCCACCAGCACCACCUACUUUUUUCAACCCAGAAGCGAUUAGCCAACCUGGACCGGUUCAACAUCUUCCAGCGACUGGUACUGGUGCCAAUACCUACCGCCUUGGUGGAGCGAAAAAGAAAACCUACGCUCACAUUCCGGGCUUGAGCACGGUAGGACCACCGCCAACAGUGGUAGCUCCUGUGCAAAAUCAAGACCUCAGUCACUUUGCUCCAAAUCCAGAACCAACUAUUGAAGCCACAAGUCAAGCUCAACCACAAAAACCAGGCUUUUCCUUUUUUGAAAAACUACCUAAUCUACCGAACCUCUUAGAGAAGAUCCCGAAGCCUGCUUUUUCAUCCGGACCACAGCAACCCUCGGCAGUAUCUCCCAAUCCUACGAACUACUUUGGAGGACCAGUUGUACAACCUACGAUCGUAGAAUCUUCGGGUUUAUCGCCAAAUCCUGUAAACUAUUUUGGGGCACCACCUGUGCAGCACCCUUCUCCUCCUUCUGAGGUACCACCGUUUACUCAACCUCUAUUUCAACAACCAGCUUCAGAACCACUUGAACAACCUACAAACUUACCUCCUCCUCCAACGUUCUUCACUCCAACCCAAGUCCCAACGGUUCCAAACCUCCCUCACCAUCAGCCCUCAAAGAAUCCCUACAGCUCUAGUCAUCUAAAUAGAUCUGUUGGACUGUACAAGAACCCUCUAUCUACUACCACUUCUGCUACAGUACCUCAUUACCUUCCAAAUCAAGAACCACCAAAAGUAUAUCCUCCAACGAACUUCUUUCAACCAUCACCUAUCGAAGCCCAAGCUCCACCUCCUCCUGUACAAUUCUUCAAUCCUCAGCCCGCUCCAAGUCCAGUCGAACAUUCGGCAUCUAUUUUUCCAGCCACUACUGUUGAUCCCACUGCACAUUCUGCAUCCCGUCCACAGUCCUCUCUGAGUGAAUCGUUAAAUCGAAAGUCCAGCCUCUUCGGCCCAUUCGAGAAAGAUCCCGAAACCAUAACCAAAACUGUUCUCGAUAGUCGCUCAAAGUCCAGCGAAAACGUUCUUUCGCCUCCACCACGACCCAACUCAAACCUCAGCGAACCGGCACUGUUCAGUAGUGACGGACAGCCAAUUAAUUUAUUCAAUCCCGAGACGGUCAGUUCACCACCACAGCCGGUUCCAGUACAAGCACCUGUAGGUUAUCCGCAGCCGCAGCAACAUCACCAACCGCCAUUAGAGUCGGUGAAUUUCUUCAAUCCGUCGCAGAUAGCUCAGCCGCCUACGGAAUUACCUCCCCCGCCAUCGGUUGCAACUUUGGGUGCUGGAACAUAUAACCUUCAGAAAACUAGGAAACCUACAUACGCGAUUCCUCCGAGUCUUGCGAGUACUACUUUAGCUCCAGUAUCUGCUCCACAAAAUCCGUUUCCGGCGCAAGCUCCACCACCACAGCUCUUCAAUCCAGUUAUCGCAGAUCCUUUCGACUUGACUGCUCCACAGCUUCAGCAGCAACCACCGAUUCCGACUAAUCCUGUAUCGUUCUUCAGCAACCCGAUAGUAGACCCUACAUCGACAACCUUCUUCAAUCCGGUUCCUGUGAACGCCGCUCUUCCCCAGGACUUGAACGCAAACUCUGUUCUUCAGCCAACCUUAUUAAGUCCACAAUCGACUCAGCAGCAAGAAACAACCCCCACGCAACGUCCACCAUCUGCCGUCAGUCAAUUCUUCGCAUCGGCUCCAAACGAUAUAAACGCCAACUUCGCCCAUCUCCAGAUAUCACCGCCGAAACCAAAGGAACCCGUUACGAACCCUUCGGACUUCUUCAACAGUGAACUCCCGUCUGCACAACCACCAGUUGCCACAACGGGGCAGUCUCUAUCGCAAGUGAAGCUUUUCAGCUUCUUCGGUCAACCACCGGCAAUCGAGCCUCCAGCACCGAUCUCAUUCUCGCAGGACAGCGUAGAUAAAUCGACGAUUUCUUUGGACGGUUCACCCUCGAAGGGAACCGACGAUAGUGACGAUCAGGAACUGAUUCAGGUCAUCGAACCGGAACCCGUAGAUCAAAGCAACGCCGUAAACGAUUCACAGCUAGACGACCGGUACGACGACCCGUCCGAACAGGAACGCAUCGGCAACGCCCCGGAACCGAUCUUCAGCAGCGAUAAUCUAUUCGAGUUCAAAAAGUCCGCACUCGAAGACGACACCUACUCCAAGGACGUAUUGAUCGACGCCAACAGUAGUAGCAUGGCAGCGAUGACUGCAACUGCAGUGCCACCUUCAAACUCUGCCAUCGUCGACAGUUCGAUGGCUUCAAUAACGGAAGCUUCUACCAAUAUCGCUUAUCGACCCGUCUAUCGCCACUGGUUCUUCAAGCGUGAAAUAGAAUCCAAGAUCAUCUGGACACCGUUCUCCAUGAGCGAUUCGCUGGCCUUGGAAGAUGCUUUGCCAUUAAUCAAGGAAGAUGAUUCAGAGAGCGCAUCGGAUGUCAGUCCGGUGAUCGUACAUGUUGACGGAGGUCGUCAUGACGUUCUGGUUAAGGAUCGCAAGAUGACUCCGGUGUACUGGAAGGGUGCCUCACAGGAGGUCCGUAGAUGUUCGUGGUUCUACAAGAAUGUUGACUCCAGGUAUGUACCGUACGAUGAAUCAGUGGCCGAACUGUUGGAGCGAGAAUACAAGGAGGCAGCCACUUCGGGAGAAUGGCAUCGACGAGUUGUUAUUCCAAAUGGCGAAACUGUCGUAUUUCAUGGCCCUUCAGUGAUCGUACACUUUCUACAAACGCAGAACCCCGAAUCUUGGGGAGGAAGCUCACCGAUGCCUCCAACGACCAAUCGACCGCGUGUCGUCAAGCGAGGUGUCGACGAGUUCAACAUAGAAGACGGAGAACCGGAACGGGUAGAUCAUCUACUUUUCAUGGUACACGGUAUCGGUGAGGCGUGCGAUCUCCGUUUCCGACCUGUCGAAGAAGUGGUCGACGAGUUCCGAAGCAUUUCGGCUCAAUUGGUGCAGAGCCAUUACCGAUCGUCGUUUGAUCGAGGCGAUAUCGGAAGGGUAGAAGUGCUGCCAAUUUCGUGGCACAAUGAUCUCCACUCGGAAGAGUCCGGAAUCGACAAGAAACUGAAGGCCAUCACGUUGGAAUCGAUUCCCAAGUUGCGUAACUUCACCAACGACACUGUACUGGAUGUUCUGUUCUAUACCAGUCCCAUGUUCUGUCAGAACAUUAUUGACGCGGUUGGCAACUCGUUGAAUAGGCUGUAUGCAUUGUUCCUAGAGCGAAAUCCAUCGUUCAAGGGUGGCGUUUCCCUCGCAGGUCAUUCGUUGGGAUCCUUGAUCCUGUUCGAUCUGCUGUGCCACCAGAAAGGAACGCCGAUGGAAACGGAGAAUUCGGAGAACCCGGAUCUAUCGCCUUUCCUCAGCACCCACCCGACUCCGCGACCCCUGGCUCACAAAUGUUGCCAACAGCAGAUAAACUACGAAGUGGGUCCAGCCGGCACCGGACAACCGUUCAUCGCCUACCCGCAACUGCUGUUCAAUCCUAAGAAAUUCUUUGCCCUCGGUUCUCCGAUCGGCAUGUUCGUCACAGUUCGUGGAAUUGACACACUGGGCCUGGACUUCAAGCUACCGACCUGCGAGGGAUUCUUCAAUAUCUUUCAUCCGUAUGACCCGGUAGCCUACCGGAUCGAAGCCCUCGUCAACCCGGAGCUUAGUGUACUGCGCCCGGUUCUGAUUCCGCAUCACAAGGGCCGCAAACGGAUGCAUCUCGAGCUGAAGGAAACGAUGCUUCGCGUUGGAACCGACCUGAAGCAGAAAGUACUGGACACAUUCCGUAACACGCUGGAUGCGGUUUACUCGAUCACAUCAAUGCACAGACCCGACCGCAAGGCGAUCGAAUGCGAAGUGGACAAGGUUCUGGAGGAUCAACUUAAGUUUGAAACCGGAUCGGCCUCGUCGGCUUCGGAUGUGGAUACGGGUGAGACGGAUUUGCCGCUGGGCAAGCUGAACCAAACGCGACGGAUUGAUUACGUGCUGCAGGAGGCCCCACUGGAAUUCUUCAACGAGUAUCUGUUUGCGCUGACUAGUCAUGUCUGUUAUUGGGAAUCGGAAGACACGAUGCUGUUCCUGAUGAAGGAAAUCUACUCCAGCAUGGGCGUGCAGAGCGACAGUCAAAUCCCGCAGCAAUCAAUGACGAUCGAAAGGCCACGGGUCGUGAGCCCUGCGCCAGCGCCGUCAACCGCCGGCAACUUCAGUCUGUUUCCCCAGCAGCCGACCACGAGUGCAGGAGCGACGACGGGGAUGUCGGGUACGACAGGAAGUUGCAGUCGAUAGAGAAGCUGCUUGAUGCGAAUGAGUGUGUAUGUAUUUUUUACCAACCUAUUGAUACGUGUUUUUAAUAUCAUUAAUAUGUUAUAUCGUGUACAAUUAUUAUUAAACGAGUGACAAUUCCUGUCUGUAGUCUUUAAUUAAAGAAUUCUUAUUUACUUUUUCUGAUGUGAGAUAGUUUUGGGAUAGAGUAAAUGGAAGUGUGUGUGAAGACGGUAUCGGUGGGGAUAAAUUUUCUGAAAAAUAUAUUUGUUUUCGAAACAGACACCUCUAAUGAAAGAGUCAUUAUCGGUACUUACAUGGAACGUGUUUGGUUAUUGCAAUUGUUAAGAGUUUAGAAUGACGUUACCUAGAUUGAAAUAUUUGUUACGGUUAACAUGCAUUUAGAAAAUUAUUUCCUUUACAAUUGUUUUACGACAAAUAUCCAUAUGAUGGCUAUUGCAUUUGUCAUGGAUGGGACAAUAUUACGCAAAAAGUAGUCAAUGUGUAGUUCGUGCGCCGAUCACUACGAAUAAAUUUCAAAAUAGAAUGAUUUUUAUGUGAUUUUAAAAACGAAAAAUCUGUUACUGAAAACAUUAUUCGACGCCAUAAUUAAAAGAACUUCGGUAGAUUGUCCUUAACCGGUACCAUCUUUUUGAAUGAAAUUGGCAGCAAGAAUGCUCAUCAAUUGAACGUUUUCAAGAUCGUUUUAAAAAAGGCGAAAAGAAAAAUUAGUUUGUAGGGAAUUUUCAAUAAU
Aedes aegypti (yellow fever mosquito) is the source of this 6160-nucleotide messenger RNA. RefSeq lists its product as uncharacterized. Bases 433 to 5430 code for a protein of 1665 amino acids. NCBI's taxonomy places the organism in Eukaryota, Metazoa, Arthropoda, Insecta, Diptera, Culicidae. Gene Ontology annotation, molecular function: metal ion binding. Gene Ontology annotation, cellular component: COPII-coated ER to Golgi transport vesicle. The record is from RefSeq and is a predicted model, not a curated record. The transcript is spliced from 5 exons.